Lutra lutra (Eurasian river otter) is the source of this 2378-nucleotide messenger RNA. It is a transcript of the gene TSBP1, whose product is annotated as testis expressed basic protein 1. The record is from RefSeq and is a predicted model, not a curated record. The transcript is spliced from 32 exons. Bases 156 to 2060 code for a protein of 634 amino acids. NCBI's taxonomy places the organism in Eukaryota, Metazoa, Chordata, Mammalia, Carnivora, Mustelidae.
CUGCAACCCUCUGCAUGUUUGUCUACAAGGGUCUCCCCCGCAUUCAAGUUCAUACUGCUCAGAAACAGUGAGCUUGGAGUGUUCCUUUUUUCUUCAUCACCCUCUGACAAAGAAAUCCAGAUGACACAGAAACCACUGAAGACAAUACCUGGAAAAUGGCAGUUUUGGAAAUAACUUUGGCUGUCAUCCUGACUCUACUGGGACUUGCCAUUCUGGCUAUUUUAUUAACAAGAUGGACACGGCGCAAGCAAAAUGAAAUUGAUGUCUCAAGAUACAGUUCAGAACAGAGUGCUGGUCUUCUGGACUAUGAGGAUGGUAGAGAUGUUCCCUCUCAGAGAUCUGAAAGAGCAAGAGGAUUCCGUCAUUUGUAUUCAACAGAAAGUGACACUUCAUAUGAUGAUCAAGAGGGAUCCAAAGGAGAUUACACACCAUCAGCCAACUCCUUAGCACUGUCUCGAUCAAGUAUUGGAGAACAAAGAGGUGAUGCAAAAACCCUCAAAGUAACUCCAGAACCUUUAUCAGGCUCAGCAGGACCUAUAACUGGAACCAUUGGACCCAUAAUGCAAUUCACAGCACCAAUUCCAGGAGCUACGGGACCUAUCAAGCUCUCUCAAAAAACCAUUGUGCAAACUCCAGGACCUAUUGUGCAAUAUACUGGGCCCAGUGGUGAAACUUCAGAAAUGACUACUACAGGAUCCUCUUUAGGAUCAACUCGUCACACAAACAUCGGAUCAGUUCCACCUGCCCUCGCUGGUCCACCACCUUCAAUGCCCAGAGGUGUGCCCCCGCCUCCCAUAAUGAUUUCACAGAGAACCUCAAGUAAGUUCUUUACUUCUCAGCCUGUCAAAUGUGAGAUUUUUCCCAAGAAGAUAUAUUCUAUUCCUAAAAGAGUGACAAGGGCAAGGAGCUCAAAAGAAGAAGCAGGAAGACCAGUUAGUAGGACUGGAAUUAAAGAACCACCAGUUACAUGUGAGUGUGACAAGAAGCAUAGUGAUCAGGUGAAGGUGGAGAGAAGUCUCCACAUUCCAUUUACUCCAGUGCCUGUUGUAAUUGGUCCAGUUGCAGCUGUGGACAGUUCUGGAAAAAUCACACUAUCUCCUAUGGUUAUAUUUCCAGGUUACAUGGAUGCAGAACUUGCAAAAAAAUCUGAUUUCAAGGCCAAGAUUCUAAAAAAUGGAGCCACUACAAAGUCUGAGAACAGCCAAGAAGAAAACAAGAAAACAUUAAAGAAGGAAAAGCUAGUCACAGAUUCUGAUGAAUCCUUGAACUCAGGGCACAAACCAGAGACAAAAACCAAAGCAAAAGAUACUGAGUUGGAGAAAGGUGAAAUAAAAAUGGAGGUCAAGUUAAAGGAGAGUGACACUAGGAUACCAAAAGAGGAAGACCAGGUAAAGGUGAGUGACAUUGGAAUACCACAAGAACAGGAGGCCCAUGUAGAGGUGAAUGAUACUGGAAUACCACAAGAACAGGAAGACCAAGAAAAAAAAAGUGAGUACGGAAUACUACAAGGGCAGGGAUCCCAAGUAAAGAAGAGUGAAUCCGGAAUAAAACAAGAACAGGGAUCUCAAGUACAGAAGAGUGAGUCUGGAAUAAAAGAAGGACAGAGAUCUCAAGUAAAGAGUGACACUAGAAUACAAGAAGGACGGGAGUCCCAGGUGGAGAAUAGUGAAGCUAGAAUACCACAAAGACAGGAGUCUCCAGUAGAGAAUGGUGAAGCUGGAGUACCACAAGGACCACAGGAGUCCCCAGAAAAGACUAGUGAAGCUGGAACACCCCAAGGACAUGAGUCUGCAGUAAAAAGUAGUGAAUCUGAAAUACUGCUAGUUCAGGGGCCUCAAGUAAAGAGAGAGAGUUCUGAGGAUCAAGGAGAGCAGGGAAAUGCAAGGAAGAAGACAGAUACAGAAGAAAAUGAUGCUCUGAAGAAAAGUGAUGAAGGAAAGCACAAAGUUAAAGGAAAGAAAGAAUCAGAAGUUAAGAGUAAAAAAAUAAGGUUCAGUAAGGGGCAAAGGCAAAUAAAGGAAGAAGUACAACAAAAAGAUGGAAAGAGUAAGGGUAAAUAAAAGGAAGGCUCUUAAGUCAACUGAUUAUUAUGAUUCCCAUCCCCUAGAUGCAAGUCACAACCCAGUUAUUGCUUAAAUGGAUCAUAAUUAGAGAAUCCCUUUAAUUUAUAUGUCUACAAUAGAUGUUUCACCAUUUUAAUCCUCCCAGCUACAAAUCUUGGCUUCCAAUUCUUUGCUAAGUUGAUACUUUUAUGACUUAGUCAAGAAAGAUGAUACUUUCUGAAAUAAAACAUUUUGAGAAUGUUUGAAAUGUAUAAUUUCAAUGUAAAGAAAUGUAUAAUUUUCUUCGACUACUAUUAUAAUUAACUCAGUGACAGC